Molecule: messenger RNA, 1539 nt
Organism: Parnassius mnemosyne (clouded apollo)
Lineage: Eukaryota; Metazoa; Arthropoda; Insecta; Lepidoptera; Papilionidae
Source: the annotation of a GenBank genome assembly
AUGGAUAGUCCAAUGUCGAGUGACUUAAGAUCAAACCAACUGGCACAAAAUUCUUGGUGCCAUCCAGCAAACAGAGUUCAUAGGUUUCUAGCACUGUUAUUAAUGUGUUUUCUUUGUUUCGGAUCCUACUUUUGUUAUGAUACGCCCGGUGCUUUAGCUGAUAACUUCAAGGGUGACUCACAUUUGAACACAUCUCAGUUUGCAUUAUUAUACUCUAUAUACUCCUGGCCAAAUGUCAUAUUAUGUUUUAUUGGUGGUUAUUUGAUAGAUAGAUAUUUUGGAAUUAGACUCGGGACAAUUAUAUAUAUGAUCAUUGUAACUCUAGGGGCAAUAGUCUUCGCUACAGGAGUUUACAUCAAUGCAUAUUGGCUUAUGAUACUUGGAAGAUUUAUAUUUGGAAUUGGUGGAGAAUCAUUGCAAGUGGCAGUAAAUAGUUAUGUGGUGUUAUGGUUUAAAGGAAAGGAGCUGAAUAUGGUAUUUGGCCUACAGCUGUCUUUCUCUAGAUUUGGCAGCACAGUCAACUUUUGGGUAAUGGAACCUAUUUAUAGAUGGGUUGCAAAUUACUAUGGUGGCUACGAACGCCUUGGAGUAGCUUUAUUUAUUGCAUCAUUCACGUGUGUUGGGUCACUUAUUUGUGGACUAUUGCUGGGGUGGAUGGAUUACAGAGCUGAAAAGAUUUUAGGAAGGCGUGAAGAACAUAACAGUGAGGAACCAUUGCGACUUCUUGAUAUUGUAAAUUUCAAGCCAGUAUUUUGGCUAGUUUCUGUGAUAUGUGUGGCAUAUUAUUUAGCAAUUUUUCCAUUUAUUGCUUUAGGAAAAUUGUUCUUUGAGCGUAAAUUCGAUUUCUCGCCGCAAGAUGCCAACACAGUUAAUUCGAUGGUAUAUUUACUGUCAGCAGCUUUAAGCCCAUUUUUCGGUAUUCUUAUAGACAAGACUGGGCGAAAUGUUAUGUGGGUGAUAAUAAGCACAAUCACUACAAUUGGCGCUCACUUCUUGUUAGCUUUUACAUUUUUCAAUCCAUACUUAGGAGUGAUAAUUCUGGGUAUAUCAUAUUCACUACUAGCAAGCGGUUUAUGGCCACUAGUUGCGUUGAUUGUCGCUGGAAACCAACUGGGUACUGCAUAUGGAAUAUGUCAAGCUGUUCAAAACUUAGGUUUAGCCACUGUUCUCAUUUUGGCCGGUGUAAUCGUUGACAGAUAUGGAUAUUUCAUGCUUGAAAUGUUUUUCUUAGGAUGCUUAUUCAUUUCGCUCAUUGCUGCAGUGCUGAUCUACAUUGUGGAUUCGGCUAAUAAUGGAGUCCUGAAUAUGUCUCCUAGUAUGCGUGAAUCUAUUACAAAACCACGUGAAAACGAUGACGAAACUGCUAAUCUGUUAGACCAUGAAGAUGGUUCUGAACAAGAGGUUACAGACUCGAGGGACCAAACAAGUCAAAACCAGCCUCCUUUAGUUCGUGAUUUAGCACAAUCGCAAUCUGACAGAAUACGCAGUAGAUAUAUAACACAAUUAUUGCCAAAUACUAACAUUCCAGAGAGACAAUAA